AUGGAGUCCCGCAAUUCAAUGCGGGGAAUCAAAGAGCUAAUAACCGGUUUGGGGGAGAUCAGAUACAGUUUGUGGAUGACGAUUGGGGGUUCGGGGUUUACAAAGGAUGAAGUGAAGCUGAUGUUGUUUCAGUUUACUCUAAAAGACAAAGCACGCCAGUGGUUUGCGACAUUACCUCCAGGUAGCAUUUACACUUGGCAAGAGAUGCAACAUGUGUUUUUAGAGGAGUAUUACAUGAUGAAUAGAACCAGUGAAGCUCGGGAUGCAAUCAGAGCAUUCCAGCAACAUUCAUGGGAAGCGCUCCAUGAGGCGUUCACAAGAGAUCUUAUCGCCAUCAGUAAUGGUACGUUUCUCACAAACACCGAAGCUGCAGAUUGGGCAUACUUGGAAAGACAGAGUGCCACUUCUAAAAGACAUGCACAAUCUAGCAGAAGGGCAAGAUUAGCAUCAGCAAGAGCAAUUGAUUAUGAAGCUGCAGAACGGGUUGAGAAACUGAAAAACCAGAAUCUACUAUUAGAGCGACAAGUGGCUCAAAUGAAGUUGGGAAAGGGAGCCGGAGUUAGGGCAGCUAAUGCGUUCGCGGUGUGUACAGAUUGUGGUGAGUUAGGACACCAGGUUGGAGAGUGUCACGCAAGGAUGGGUCCGAAUGAAGAAUUGAACCAAGUAUUCGGUGAACGAAAGAAGUACUCAUGCAAGGAGGCCAGCAAUAUCAGAGUCGUCAAGCUAAUUACUCACAAGGAAAUUACCAAAAUCAGGGCCAGUAUAAUCAGGGACAUCCAGAAGGAUAACGAAGUUCGAGACAAAACUUCUGAUGCAAUGCAGAAGCAGUUGGGGCAGUUAGCAGAGGAUCUAGCCCAGCUGAGAAGAGAUCCAGGUAAGUUGCCAAGCACUACCACAGUUAACCCAGCACAUCAGUCAUCUAGCUCGAAAAAUGGAAGAAAUGUGCACAUCAACGCGGUAAGUAUUCUUCCAACUUUUGAAACUGGUAGUGUUGAAGUAACUCCACCACCACAAUUAGUUGAGGAGGUGGUGGAGGAUGUUGGUAGUGAAUCGGACUCUCAACAUGAUCGGGACCCACUAAGGGAUGAAAGGUUUCCUAAAAAACUUGAUUUGACUGCAAAUGUGAAUGCUGUUUUGUUGGGCACCCUUCCCCCAAAACUCCAAGAUCCAGGAGCACCCAUUAUUUCCAUACAAGUGGGUGAAUUUAAAAUAGACAGGGCACUGUUGGAUCUUGGAGCGUGUGUUAGUAUUCUACCAGGGAGUCUUUAUAACCAAUAUGAUGUUGGUCCGCUACAAAAAGUCAACACCACCGUGGUGUUAGCUGAUCAGACUCCCAUGUGUCCGAGGGGGAUUGUAAGAGACGUAAUUGUGAAGGUAGAAGAGUGUUACUACCCAGUUGACUUCUUAGUGCUUGAUUGUACUACAAGUUCAAAGAACACACAACCUCCUGUCAUUCUGGGUAGGCCGUUCUUAGCGACUGCUCAUGCAAUUAUCAACUGUGUUGAUGGAACGGUUAAUAUGAAGUUUGGUGACUGUGAAUUGCGGUUAAAUGUCUUUUCAGGUGUGACUAAUCCUUCCAUUUCAGGUGAACACUCAAAAGUUGAAAGUGGUGAAGAGAAUGUCUCUCCUGCAAAGGAGAUUCAAACAAAACAUGAGUGUUUUAUGGUUGACAGGUUUGAAGUGGCAGGAAGCAAAGCGGUGAGGAAAAAGGAAAAUGUGGCACAUGAGGAGUUCAAGACAGAAAAAGGGAAGCCACGAGGGAGGAAGAAGAAAAAGAAACUGCCUGAAUGUGAUAAUGCAAAACAGAGGUUAAAUUUAUUCGGUCCAAUGUGGAAUACAGUGGACGACUUACUAGAACAUUGGCGGGGUAAAAUCUGCGAAUAUGAUGAAGUUACGGAGUUUAGAGAGGAAGCGGAUUAUGUGAUAUUGAUCGUGGCGGCUAACAUAUUGCAUCUUUGGAAAAAGUGGAUAGCCAUAUUACACAUUGAAGGAUAA
This is a messenger RNA of Helianthus annuus (common sunflower), 1995 nucleotides long. RefSeq lists its product as uncharacterized. The transcript has 7 exons. Bases 1 to 1995 code for a protein of 664 amino acids. The record is from RefSeq and is a predicted model, not a curated record. NCBI's taxonomy places the organism in Eukaryota, Viridiplantae, Streptophyta, Magnoliopsida, Asterales, Asteraceae.